AUGACUACAUCUUGUUUUGAGAAGUUCUCUAAUCAGUGUUUAAGUAAAACUAGUGGUUUACUGUUAACAUUUUCAUCAAUAAAGGAAAUGAGAGGAACUGGACGAGGUAAAAGCGGGAGAGGCGGGGCAGGCUGUGGACGUGGAAAUUUUCGAGGACGUGGAAAUUCUGGAACGACGUCUCAACCACAAAUACAAUCAAUAGGGAUUAACGAGGUACCUUUGGAGAUAGGACAAUCAAGUAACCCAAGUCAAGGAACUCUACAGUCCGGACAAAUAUCAUGUAACCCUCUCCAAAGAACAUCUCCAGAGACACAAUCAUCAAGGAAUCUAGAAGAAAAUGCAUGCCCCUCUCCAGAGGCUGAAAAUGCUGCAGUUUCUCGCAUCAAUAAAAAGAGAGGAAGGGGAAAAUAUAAAUCUAAAACAGUAGAUAUAAAAACUAAGUAUGGAGGAAAAAUCACAAUAAUGAUUCCAGAUGACAUUGAUAGAGCUGUGGGUUCCGGGGCUAGAGAUAUUGUUAAUUACUCUGGUUUGAUCAUGAGGACCUAUAUGUCGUUCCGAGAGGGAAAAUGGCAAAAGAUUGUUUUGAAAUACGGAGAAGCAAUGUGGUUACAGGUCAAGAACAAAUUUGAAGUUUGUGGCGGGUUGCGAGAGCAUAAGUUGCAAGGCUUUGUGAUAAGUAGUAUGCAAAGGCUUUUUAGAGCAUGGAAAGCUCGAUUGCACACUGAUUACCUCCGUUAUUCUACUGAUGAAGAAAGAUUGUCUCAUCGACCCGAGGAUGUUCAGUUGGAGGACUGGAAAUACCUAGUAAAGUAUUUUGGAAGUGAGGAAUUCAAGGUUGUCAGUGAGAGAAACAAAAGAAAUAGGGCAAAGCAAAUAACUAAGCAUGCUUGUGGUACAAGGUCUUUUGCAGAAGUAGAAGAAUCUACGAGAGAUCCGGUUUCUGGAGAAAAGGACACACCAGAUAAAGUGUGGGAGAUCCAACAUACACAUAAGAAUGUUAACGGAGAACGGGUGUGGUUGGAUUCAAAAUCCCAACAAAUUCAUGGCCAGCUUCAGCAACUUGUUGUUGAACAACAAUCUGAAGAGGUUGAGCAUCCCAUGACUAGAGAAGAGAUGUAUUCAUCCAUUCUUGGUCAGAGAUCAGGCUAUGUUCGUGGUUUUGGAUAUGGAAAGAAGCCUCCCAGAAAGACUCAAAUGCAGCAGGAAAACAUAGAAGCUAGCGUGUCUUCUGCGAUGGAAAUUAUGCGUCAAGAGAUGCAAGCUGAUAUGGACCGGAAGUUCCAAGAAGAACUGAACCGAAAGUUGCAAGAAGAAAAUGAACAGAUGGCUAUCGACUUAAAAAGAGAGAUGGAAGAAGAUUUGCAAAAAACAUUGGAAGAGGAGCGUGCACACAUGAGAGGAGAAUUUGACAAGAUGAUCCAAGACCAAAUGGCUGCUUUCAUGACUAGAAUUCUACAGGUACUUGCUCUUGACAAUUCUUCUUUCUUACUUUUGAAAAUUAUUUUGUGUCUUGAUCCAUAUAAGUUGUUGGAUAGUUCCUCUAAAUCUUAUUUUCUAGCAGAAUUUUGUAUUUCGCUGCUACUAAAGUUCUGUUACAAUUUCAAGUUGCUGAUUUUAGAACAGCAACAAAAUGCUGCCUUUAUGCACACCUUGUGGCAAACACCUUGUGUACCAACAGCAACAACCAAGGCUACAAAGUGCCAGCACCAGGCUGCUCCUCUAAUGCUUUUUGUAGUUUUUCCAUAUUCUAAUUUGUCUCUAAUGCUCUUGGAAUGGGUUGGAUUUAACUGGAAACAGCUAAUAAGUGAAUUUAUGAAGAAAGAAGAUAUUAGCUAUGUUCUGAGCCAUCUUUGUGGCAUUUUGAGCCAAUUUGUGACUUCAUGCUUGGCUGCACCAGGAGAAAAGGAUAAUCUGGUUCAUUUUGAAUGUGUUGCUGAUCAUCAGUUUGCUGCCUUCUUUAAAGAGCAUUCCUAUGCCAUGAUGGAAGCUGACUCUCACACUUUGUGUGAUUGA
Messenger RNA from Lycium barbarum (goji berry), 2013 nucleotides. RefSeq lists its product as uncharacterized. Bases 1 to 2013 code for a protein of 670 amino acids. The record is from RefSeq and is a predicted model, not a curated record. Lineage: Eukaryota; Viridiplantae; Streptophyta; Magnoliopsida; Solanales; Solanaceae. The transcript has 11 exons.